AAACAGAUAGUAUCCGGAAACCACGUGUAAAGUGUAUGACAAAAUAUGUCACUCAGGAGAAGAGUAGUGGUCACUGGUCUUGGGUUGUGUACUCCUUUGGGUGUUGGCGUCAAGAGAGUGUGGAAGAAUAUUCUAGAAGGUCGCAGUGGUAUUCGAAGCCUCCCAGAGAUUGAAGCAUUCAAGGAUGCAGCAUCUCGUGUUGUGGGUCUCGUCCCAAGGGGUUCUGGGGAAGGAGAAUUUGACGAGGGAGCAAUAGUGUCAUCAUCAGAGAGAAGGACAAUGGCUCUGGGCACUUUAUAUGCUUUGUGUUCGGCGGAGGAAGCUCUGAAUGACUCAGAGUGGCACCCACAGACAAAUGAUGACAGAAUUAAUACAGGCGUGUCAAUAGGUACCUGUAUACCGGAUCUUGAGUCUGUCAUCGAUGCUGGGAAUGCAUUGAGGGCUGGGAAAAGUCGUCUUGUCUCGCCAUAUUUCAUCCCAAUAAUCCUACCCAACCUUGUGGCCGGUCACGUGUCCAUGAGAUAUAGUUUGAAAGGUCCUAAUCACAGUGUAUCGACUGCUUGUGCUACUGGACUCCAUUCUAUUGGCGACGCUGCAGCAAUGAUUGCUAGAGGUUCAUGCGAUGUGAUGAUUGCUGGAGGCACGGAGGCUUGCAUUCAUCCUCUGGCCUUUGCUGGGUUUGGGCGUGCAAAAGCUCUCUCAAAAAAAUUCAACUCUACGCCUUGGCUGGCCUCAAGACCCUUUGAUGCCAGGAGAGACGGUUUUGUAUUGAGCGAAGGCUGUGGACUUGUGGUCCUUGAAGAGCUAGAGCAUGCACUCAAAAGAGACGCAAGGAUUUAUGCCGAAAUACUCGGCUAUGGGCUUUCCAGUGAUGCUCAUCAUGUUACUGCACCCCAUGAGUCUGGAGAAGGUGCUGUAAUGGCUAUGAGGAUGGCACUGAGAGAUGCUGGGGUAAACCCUAACUCUGUUGGUCACAUCAACGUCCAUGCAACUUCCACGCCACUGGGCGACGGUAUAGAGAAUCUAGCAAUAAAGAAGGUUUUUGGAGAAGACAGUAAAAAGUUACUCAUUUCUGCUUGUAAAGGAGCUCUGGGUCACUUGCUCAGUGCUGCUGGCUCUGUCGAAGCAAUCUUGGCGAUCCUCUCUACUGCUGAUGGAGUCUGUCCUCAGACUCUCAACAUUACCGAACUGAGUGAGGAGUUUGAUCUCAAUUAUUGUCAAAACUCACCCGUGGCAUGGGAGAGAGAAGGAGGAGAAAGGCGUAUUGCGCUCAAGAAUUCUUUUGGUUUUGGUGGGACAAAUGUCUCACUUUGCAUCGGAGAAUAUAUUAAUUAGAUUUAUUUUAUUGUUGCAUAUUUUACUAUUCUAAUGAUUAUGAGUGUUCGUGGAGAGUUUGGUUGAUGCUAAAAUCAAUUGACACAAAA
Molecule: messenger RNA, 1424 nt
Organism: Amphimedon queenslandica
Lineage: Eukaryota; Metazoa; Porifera; Demospongiae; Haplosclerida; Niphatidae
Product: 3-oxoacyl-[acyl-carrier-protein] synthase, mitochondrial-like
Exons: 3
Coding region: 46-1335 (429 amino acids)
Biological process (GO): fatty acid biosynthetic process
Cellular component (GO): mitochondrion
Molecular function (GO): 3-oxoacyl-[acyl-carrier-protein] synthase activity
Source: RefSeq, a predicted model, not a curated record